This is a messenger RNA of Protopolystoma xenopodis, 315 nucleotides long. Lineage: Eukaryota; Metazoa; Platyhelminthes; Monogenea; Polystomatidea; Polystomatidae. The record is from the annotation of a GenBank genome assembly.
AUGUGGCGCUUCGAGGCAGAGCAUCUGAGCGACAUGCUUUUGCCGAUGACAUUGGGCAUUUGCGCAAGUUGUCAAAAUGACGGCGCGCAUUGUACCAGCCAGAGUGGACAAAGUGGCGAAACUGGGCCUCUCCUGGGCUCACCAAGCAGCAGCGCCUGCGGUAGCGGAAGUGGAAGUGCCCUGGGAGGCAGUGGUUCGAUUAAUGAUGCUCGUGAUGUAAACGUGGCUCCAUUAAAAAGAGGCCACAUGCGGCGAAGCAAGGUCACAGCUGGUCUGAAAUUGACGCCUCUACAGGAGAAAGGAAUGAGAUGGUAA